This is a messenger RNA of Protopolystoma xenopodis, 429 nucleotides long. The record is from the annotation of a GenBank genome assembly. NCBI's taxonomy places the organism in Eukaryota, Metazoa, Platyhelminthes, Monogenea, Polystomatidea, Polystomatidae.
AUGUUUAGCAGACAAUUGGUCAAAGGAUCGACUUCACUUGUCUCUUUGACGAGUUGUAGUGUGGUGCUGGGAGUGGCACUUCUCGCUGAUGAUGCCGGCGAAUCGUCCACGUGUUCAACUCACGACUGCCCUGCAGCUAUGCAUCUUAAUUGCUUGCCUCCAAGGCUCUGCUGUCUCGAGGCCAGUAUUCUUCCCGGGCCUUCAUCGAUUGCUGCCACUGGAGUUACCGUCUCCACAGCUAGAGUAGGUCAAGUGACUGAGUCUUGUACGCCAGCUAGUCCAACUGCAGCAGGCUUAGCCUCAUUGGUUGGGGGUUCACCUCGCCAAUUUAGUCAGUUUCCAGCUGGCCUGAUUGAUUUGGCUGAACGACUAACGCAGGCGAAACACCUACCACUGUGUAAAGUGUGUCAUGCAUACUUUAUCUGUUAA